AUGAGCGGCCGAGAUGAUGAGCAUACCCCUUUACUGAUUUCCGAUCCGUCUGUUAACAGAGCAUAUCGUUCACGGACUCCUUCUCCGGAGAGAGAGUACUGUUCCUCUUGUCCCUUGAUCUCUCGAAGCUCUACAGACAACGAUAAUGGUGCAUCAUCCACAAUAGGUAAUACUGCAACAUCGAAUAGCAAAGUUAAUUCAACUUCUCAAAGCUCUUCUUCACAUAGGAGUUACAAUGCUACAGUGAAUAACGAACCUGUUUCAUUUAAUGACCCAGAAAACCAAAACCAAGUGUUUAGAGAUGAAGGCUGUGGUAGGACUGAUUGCUGCAUGGAUACCACGUCUAGACCUAAAAAAAGAUUGAUUUCUCCUUUAUUGAUAUUGCCAUUGAAUUUUAUUAAUGCAUUUUCGUGGGCGAUGAUUGAAAUUCCUCUUUUGUUUCUUAUUCGACAAGGGCUAUGUGCCAAACACUAUGGACUUGAUCCCUCUAAACUAGCUCCAGGUGAUGCAAUAUGUCGUCUUCCUGAAAUUACUUCCGGUGUCUCAAAAUAUCGUGCUGCAUUCGGGUCCGUGGCUGCGUUUCUUGGACUAUUAUCUACUGCCUGUUAUGGUACUCUAGGCGAUAUUUAUGGUAGAAGACUUGUCUUGAUGAUAGCUGUAUCAUUCGUAUUAUUUGGUGAUAUGUUUCUUCUCUAUCAGUCAUAUUCGUUUAGCCAACUUUCUUUCAUUUUAUUAUCUGCAUGCUUAAAAGGUCUAGGUGGGUAUAUUUCUACAAUACUUGCGGGGCAAAACUCGUAUGUGGCUGACUGUACUCAAAAUGAACAUCGAGCUUGGUAUCUGGCUUUAAAUUUUGCUACAUACCAUGUUGGCACUGCCCUAGGGCCGACUAUCAGCGGAUACAUUUUGCAAUGUUCUUCACGUAUGUAUUAUGUUUUUAUUAUAACAACAAUGUUAUGGACAUUCUAUAUUUUAUACGUUUGGCUUAUUUUACCAGAAAGUUUAAACCGAAGUGAAGAUAAUGUUGAAAGUACCCGUCUGUCUUUUUCGUCAGUUAUAGAUACUUGCUUGGGUCCCUUAAAGGUAUUGUGGCCUCAAGUUGUUUGUACAGAAGAAAGCUGCUCCAUUCGCCAGUACGAUGUGAAUUGUGAUACUCAUGCUGGAAGAAGACAUUGGGAUGUCAUGCUAGCUGCUGUACUCAUAUUUCUAGCAUUGAUAGGAGCUGGAGCGAUGGCUUUGCUACCAAUCUAUACUGAUUUUUACUUUGGCUGGGGUCCACUAAAGGCAAGUCUAAUUUUGUUUACAGAUUCGUUUGCCAGUGCUUUUACUCUAGUUGCUAUCUUUCCGUUGGUUUCUAAAAUAAUAGAAAGAGUUUUAGAGACACUUCACUCGUCAAAGGGAUUAUUUAAUUAUUUAAGUAGUCGUACAGAUAACCCUUCGACGUUGGAAGGUAUACGAAAUGUAUUCUCUUACCUAACUCUUCCUGGAUAUACAAACGAAAGUGUACUUCGAGCUAAUACUUUGAACGAAAUGUAUACGAUCGUUAAGCGUGAUGUAUGGAACACUAGAUUCAGUUAUAUUGUUGCGAUCUGUUCCUCUGUAUUACUUGCCAGGGCCCAAACAGACGUCUCAUUAUUUAUAGCUGUCAUUGUUCAAGCUGUUUCUAAUAUGGUAAUUCCGUGUGUUCAAUCUAUUGCCUUAAAUGGAGUUUUGUCUGAAUACAAUGGACGAAUAUUAGCCGCUUUUGCCGUUUUCGAAGCUGCCGCUCUAAUCAUAAGAGGCCCUAUGUACGCUUACAUAUAUGCUGCUUCCGUUGAUACCUCAUUCCCUAAUUUAAUUUUUUACGUGAGCGCCUUUUUAUAUGUUAUUUGUUUGGUGGUAACUUAUUUUAUGAGACUAUAUAAACCAUUGAAUCGGACGUAA
Messenger RNA from Schizosaccharomyces octosporus yFS286, 1920 nucleotides. RefSeq names its product membrane transporter. Gene Ontology annotation, molecular function: transmembrane transporter activity. The coding region runs from base 1 to 1920 and encodes 639 amino acids. Gene Ontology annotation, cellular component: membrane. Lineage: Eukaryota; Fungi; Ascomycota; Schizosaccharomycetes; Schizosaccharomycetales; Schizosaccharomycetaceae. The record is from RefSeq and is a predicted model, not a curated record. Gene Ontology annotation, biological process: transmembrane transport. The transcript has a single exon.